Molecule: messenger RNA, 2138 nt
Organism: Pecten maximus
Lineage: Eukaryota; Metazoa; Mollusca; Bivalvia; Pectinida; Pectinidae
Product: pescadillo homolog
Exons: 17
Coding region: 70-1836 (588 amino acids)
Biological process (GO): ribosome biogenesis; maturation of LSU-rRNA from tricistronic rRNA transcript (SSU-rRNA, 5.8S rRNA, LSU-rRNA)
Cellular component (GO): PeBoW complex; nucleolus
Molecular function (GO): RNA binding
Source: RefSeq, a predicted model, not a curated record
AAAUAAUAUAAAGCACGUGUUACGUGUAUCUACCAGAUUUGAGAAACUCGACGUCAAAGGAGAAGAAAUAUGGGGAGAAUGAAGAAAAAGUUUGAAAGUGGGGAAGCCACUGCCUUUAUGUCCAGAAACCAAGCCAUUAAGAAGCUUCAACUGAGUUUGGCUGAUUUUAGACGUCUUUGUAUAUUAAAAGGGAUCUAUCCUCAUGAACCCAAACACAAGAAGAGAGUAGGCAAAGGCAACACAGCCCCAAAGACAUAUUAUUAUGUCAAAGACAUUCAGUUCCUCUCUCAUGAGCCUAUUAUCAGGAAAUUCAGGGAGACCAAGCAUUUUGUGAGACGUCUGAAGAAAGCUCUAGAGAAAAACAACACAGAGGCAGUCAGACGUAUAAGAGGAAAUAAACCAAAAUACAAUCUUCACCACAUUGUCCGAGAAAGGUACCCAUUCUUCUCUGAUGCCAUCCGGGACCUGGAAGAUUGUCUGUCCAUGUGUUUCCUGUUCUCAACGUUUCCAAAGACUAGUAAAACCUUCACAGAAUAUAUUUUCCGAUCACAGAAGCUAACAGUGGAGUUCCUACAUUAUGUUAUUGCCUCAAAGUCCUUACGGAAGGUGUUUGUUUCCAUCAAAGGGAUAUAUUAUCAGGCUGAAAUACUUAACGAGACCAUCACCUGGGUUCUACCUCACAAACUAGGCUUUGAGGCUCCAACUGAUGUGGAUUUCAAAAUCAUGCAGACAUUUGUGGAGUUCUACACUACCAUGUUGGGUUUCGUCAACUUCCGCUUAUACAACACACUAAACCUACACUACCCACCACAGCUUGAAGAUGGCUUCACAGAAAAUGACUUUGAUGAAGAAAUGUCACUAAAGGAGCGAUUGGAAGAAAAACUAGCCUCACUGUCGCAGGCUGUCAUGUCCAUUGAUGCUGGUGGCGGAGAGGAUGAUGCAGAGAUUGAUGACUUUCCUCUUGUUGAUCCAGACAAUCCAGAUCACAUCGAGCAGGCUAGACUGGAAGCAGAAAAGCACAAGAAGUUUUUAUGUCUUUUCAAAGGCCUAAAAAUCUUCCUAAGUCGGGAAACUCCAAGAGAGAGCCUUGUGUUUGUCAUAAAAUCCUUUGGGGGCCAGGUUUCUUGGAGUAAAACCCAGGCCAUUGGUGCUACCUUUGACGAAUCAGAUGAGCACAUCACACACCAGAUAGUAGACAGACCAAAACUGGCCUCACAGAACAUGAACAGGUUCUAUGUGCAGCCUCAGUGGAUCUAUGACUGUGUCAAUGCUCAGACGCUUCUCCCAGUAUCGGACUACUUCAUUGGUGCAGAGUUACCUCCCCACUUGUCACCUUUCGUGGAGGAACAGGAAGACGACUACAUACCGCCGGAGAGGCAAGCUUUUCUUAACAGGCAGAAUGGAGGAGAAGAUUCAGGAGUAGGAGAGGAUGAUGGGGAUGAAGAUGAAGAUGAGGAUGAAGAAGACGAUGAAGAGGAUGAAGAAGACGCAGAGGAAGAAAUUGUGACUGAAACAAGAAGCAGAAAGCACAAGGAUGUCAAGCAUCAGCAAACUGAAGCAACAAAAUCCAAAGCAAAAAAGCACAAGGAUGACCCAAACACCAGUACAAUGUCGGUGGAAGCUGGAGAGAUGGACAAGGAGGAUAUUGACCGGAAACUCUCAAGACAGAAGGCAGAGGAACGCAAACUAGCAGAAAUGACCAUCCCAAAGAAAAGGAGAAGGAUGUAUGAUAUAGCUAAAACUGCAGUUAAUAAGAAGAAACAAGAGACAAGGAUAUUGACAGAAAAACGACGCUCAAUAGACAAAGAAAUGAAGAGAAGAAAGAAAAAGGAUUGAGAAGUGUAACCAGGAUUUUGUUAUUGUUUGAUCAAGUCUGAGUUUCAGGACUGAGUUUUUAUUGUUAUGAUCGAUCUGUAGCAAUGUACAUUUUUUGAUAUCUUAGGUAAUGUUGAAUCUUGAAAGGGAUUACAUAUUGAUCAAUUACAGUUAUUACCCUGGUAGUUUCCACAAAGGGGAUCAUUACUGUCGACAUCACACUGACAGAAGAGAACAAGUUUUCAGGUAAUUGUCAAAAUUAGCUUCUUCAGGAGCGGUUGAUGUACAGAUAUAUUUAUUGAAGGAAAUAAAGAUGAUUAACC